Messenger RNA from Dipodomys spectabilis (banner-tailed kangaroo rat), 948 nucleotides. RefSeq names its product olfactory receptor 145. Gene Ontology annotation, molecular function: G protein-coupled receptor activity; olfactory receptor activity; odorant binding. The transcript has a single exon. The coding region runs from base 1 to 948 and encodes 315 amino acids. The record is from RefSeq and is a predicted model, not a curated record. Gene Ontology annotation, biological process: sensory perception of smell; G protein-coupled receptor signaling pathway. Gene Ontology annotation, cellular component: membrane. NCBI's taxonomy places the organism in Eukaryota, Metazoa, Chordata, Mammalia, Rodentia, Heteromyidae.
AUGCCUUACUUGAGAAUGGCAGCUGAGAACUCUUCUGUGACAGAGUUCAUCCUUGCAGGCUUAACAGACCAGCCAGGACUCCGGAUUCCUCUCUUCUUCCUGUUUCUUGGUUUUUACGUGGUCACCAUGGUGGGGAAUCUGGGUUUGAUCACGCUGAUAGGGCUGAACUCUCACCUUCACACACCCAUGUACUUCUUCCUCUUUAACUUAUCUCUUAUAGACUUCUGCUAUUCUACUGUCAUCACCCCCAAAAUGUUAAUGAGUCUUAUCUCAAAGCAGAACAUCAUCUCCUACCCUGGGUGUAUGACUCAGCUCUUCUUCUUUCUUUUCUUUGUCGUCUCUGAGUCCUUCAUCCUGUCAGCAAUGGCAUAUGAUCGCUAUGUGGCCAUCUGCAAUCCCCUGAUGUACACGGUCACCAUGUCUCCUCCGGUGUGUCUACUGCUUUUGCUGGGGGUCUAUGUGAUGGGUUUUGCUGGGGCCAUGGCCCACACAGCAUGCAUGCUGAGAUUGACCUUCUGUGACAACAACCUCAUCAACCACUACAUGUGUGACAUCCUUCCCCUUCUCGAGCGCUCUUGCACCAGCACCUAUGUGAAUGAGCUGGUCGUCUUCAUUGUUGUGGGUAUUGACAUUGGUGUCCCCACAGUCACCAUCUUCAUUUCUUACGCCCUCAUCCUCUCCAGCAUCCUCCAAAUUCGUUCCACAGAAGGCAGGUCAAAAGCCUUCAGCACCUGCAGCUCCCACAUCAUUGCAGUUUCUCUUUUCUUUGGGUCAGGGGCAUUCAUGUAUCUCAAACCAUCUUCCCUUUUACCUAUGAACCAAGGGAAAGUGUCCUCUUUAUUUUACACCAUUGUCGUGCCCAUGCUCAACCCAUUAAUUUAUAGCCUGAGGAAUAAGGAUGUCAAAGUUGCUCUGAAGAAAAUUUUGAGCAAAACUUCAUUCUCCUAA